Eutrema salsugineum is the source of this 2656-nucleotide messenger RNA. RefSeq lists its product as uncharacterized. The transcript is spliced from 7 exons. Lineage: Eukaryota; Viridiplantae; Streptophyta; Magnoliopsida; Brassicales; Brassicaceae. The coding region runs from base 131 to 2575 and encodes 814 amino acids. The record is from RefSeq and is a predicted model, not a curated record. Gene Ontology annotation, molecular function: zinc ion binding; DNA binding.
GCCGCUUGGCGCUGUCGUCUUCGUCUUCGUCUUCUCUCUCUCUCUUUUUUCUUUCUUUUUUUUCUCAGUGGAGAAUUCGCUGGAAGUAGAAAAUCGAUUCCUCGAUGGAGGGUGGUUGGUUUCAGGAGAUAUGGUUGAUGGAGAUGAGCAAAGUAAAGGGCUAAGACGUUCUUCUUCGAGCCGUAGCGCAAAUGCAGAAGCAAGGAUGAAAUUUGCUUCGGUGGAUGCUUUAUCAGAGUUAGUCUGGUCUCCUCGCAACGGUCUAAGCCUAAGAUGUGCAGAUUUCAGUUUCACGGGAAAGGGAAAAUUACUCUCUCCUAAUUUCUUUGCUGAUAUAGGACAAACCAACAACAUGGAGGUUCAUUCGAAAAGCACAGCUAUCGAAGAAGAAGAAGAAGAUGAAGAUAAUGAAGUGAAGAGCAAUGAAAUGAAUAGACCAUUGUCAGGGGUUGGUGAUUCUGUUGAGGAUUUGAAACCUGAAAGAGAAGAAGAGAUGGUUGAGGAUAAGGUUGAAACCAAUGAUGAUGUAGAGAGUGAAGAAGCCGGGAGAGGAGUAGGAAGUUCCAAAAGAUCUCUAGAUAGCCCGAGAGAUAUUGGAGGAAAAGCUGAAGCUUUGUUGGCUAAUGAACAGUUGAGGUUGGAAAGUGCUGGAUCUCAAGAAGCAACAGGUGAGAACAACUUGGAAACUGUUGCUGUUGCAGCUAGUAAGGAUCUGGUGGUAUUUGAGAGCAAAGAGGAAUGCUUGGCGGAAGAUGAGACAGAUGUCGAGAAGGCUGGACCUAGUGGUUCCUACAGGCGUCGUGCCAAAGAGCUUAAAGGGAAAGAAAAGGCUUUAUCUGAUGGAAACUUUGAUGAUGCCGAUGAUGAUGAUGAGAGUUUUGGGAGUGUGGAAAGUUGCAACAGUGCUGGUUUGCUCUUAAGAGGAAAGAAAAGACCAGGCUUUGAGCAGCAGCUGAUUCUUGGAAGCAAACGGCUCAAAACGCUAAGCCAAGAAUGUUUGGGGUCAACUUCAAAACUCAAGCAAGAUAGUUCUUUCAUGAAUUGGAUAUCAAACAUGACAAAAGGAAUCUGGAAAGGUAAUGAAGAAGAAGAUAAUUCUCCUUUUGUAGCUCUUACCACCACCUCAGAUGCUAAUGGUCAAGUUAAUGCGAUUGUUGAUCAACAACAACUGAGUCUCAAGGAAAACAGUGGUUGCAGAAACACCGGUUUCCAGUCUUUUUUCCAUUCUAUAUACUGUCCUAAGAAAAGAAGUCAAGAUGCCGUCGAGAUGGAUUCCACGGAUGACGCUAAAGUGGCUUCUUUGCAGGAACUGUGUCUCAUUACCAAAGGGGAUCACUUGUCUUCAUCUGGUAAUGAGAUUGGCCCAGUGACUGAACACAACAUUUCAUCUGAAAAAGUUGGGUUUAACAAGACAAGUGAAACUUUCUCUUCCGAGAAAAAACAUGAGGACAAAGAGCCAAACAUCUCUUUGUUGUCUCUUAGUAAGUCUAAGACUAAUGGAGAGCUUAAGGCCUGUGGUGAAGCUGAUGAAAAGGUUACUCAAUGUUUAACCAACAGAAACUCUGGUCUUGAAAGUUUGUGGAUUAGCCGGUUUUCUUCUAAAAGUUCUUCCCCUCAGAAAAAGAAUCUUCAUGAGAGAAUCACCAAUGAAGUGGCUAAAGUGGCCAAUGAUUCAGCCACAGAGGCGGCUAAAACCCGUGAUUCGCAGAGAAUGCUGAUUGACAAUAAUCCCAACACUAUCCUUCCCAUAGUUUCUUCACUGAGAAUAGAGUCUUCAGAAGCAAUGGCUUCUUUGUUUGCAAGAAGAUUAGAAGCAAUGAAACACAUCAUGCCCUCAAGUUCUUUAGCUGAGAACGAAGAGGAGGGACAAGCGAAUCUAGUCUGUUUCUACUGCGGGAAAAAGGGUCAUCGUUUACAGGAUUGUUUGGAAGUAACUGACACCGAGCUCAGAGAUCUAGUCCAGAACAUAAGUUCUCACAACGGAAGAGAGGAAGGGUCAAGUCUGUGCAUUAGAUGUUUUCAGCUAAGUCACUGGGCUGCAACAUGCCCGAAUGCUCCACCUUACAGUUCAGGAGCUGAAGACAGAGCGAUGAAGCACGCUUUAGCUUCUACCUCUGGCACGAAGCUGCCCUUAAGUGGUUUCACAGACGCACCAAAGGCGGUCUUUGAUGCUGUUCAAGUGCUUCGCUUGACCCGCACAGACGUUCUCAAAUGGAUAAACACCAAGAAGUCUGUAUCGGGUCUGGAAGGGUUCUUCUUGCGGUUAAGGCUCGGGAAAUGGGAAGAAGGGCUUGGAGGAACCGGUUACUAUGUAGCCCGCAUAGAUGGUGCUACAGAGGGACAAAACUCAAGGAAACAUUCAGAGAACAGCUCAAUCUCAGUUAAGGUUGGAGGGAUGACUUGCUUUGUUGAGUCUCAGUUUAUCUCAAACCAUGACUUUCUUGAGGAGGAGUUGAAGGCGUGGUGGCGGAGCGCCGAAAAAAUUGCCCGAAGAAGUGGUGACGGCGGUGACGGUAUCCCAUCGGCAGAGGAACUUAGUCGGAAAAUUCAGCAGAGAAAGAUGUUAGGCUUUUAGACAUUUGUUAAACAAAUUGUACUUGUUUUUGGGGGUAACUUGUGUAAAAAUCAAUUUUAAUAUUAAAUUUUUUUUUCUCAA